AUGCCACUUCUCAGCUUCAUCCUUCACAUCACCGACUUCCACUCCCCCCUCCUGCGGUCCUUGGCACCCUGCAUCGCCACCGCCUUUGCUGUCCAAGGCGCCGUGGCGAUCCCCUCAGUGCUUGCCGGAUCGGAGCGUUUCUUUGACGUGUCCGGGUCCGCGACCUUCCUGGCUGUCGGCGCGCUAAGCUUAUAUCUCCCCGCCCUGCGACUUCCUGGCCUGCCGGGCCUGCUGGACUUGCUGAGGGGGGGUGCGGGUGCGGGUGCGGAUGUCACUGCGGGAUUGCUGAGCUGGAGGCAGCUCAUCGUGACGGGAAUGACAGCGGCCUGGGCUGUGCGGCUUGGCUCGUUCCUUUUCCACCGCAUUCUUACCACCGGCCAUGAUUCCAGAUUCAAUUCCAUCCGCCACAAGCCCGCUCGCUUUUCUCGAGCUUUCUUUUUCCAGGCCGUUUGGGUCUCACUUGAGCUUAUGCCAGUGAUUAUGCUCAACGCCGUCCCUGCGGCAGUGUUGGCAUCUGCUCUCCCAACGAUUGUUGCCACAGACGUGCUUGGCCUGUCGCUCUGGCUGGCAGGCUUUGCGUACGAGGUACUGGCAGAUGUGCAGAAGAGCCAGUGGCAAAAGGAGAAGAAGCUUAAGCUACAUGAUGAAGAGUUUAUGGCGCGCGGGCUUUUCUCAAAGAGUCGGUUCCCCAACUACUUUGGAGAAAUCACACUCUGGACUGGUCUUGCCACUGCAACUGCCGGUGUUCUCUCCCGGUCACCCAUCCAACAAGCUCUUGGUCUAUCUGGAGGUGCCCUGGGCAUCCUCACGACCACUACCUUGUCAUUCGUCAGUCCAGCCUUUGCAGCAUUUUUGCUCCUCAAGGUGUCUGGCAUACCCCUCUCCGAGGGAAAGUAUGACAAGCGGUAUGGAGAUAGAAAAGACUAUCAAGAGUGGAAGAAGAAUACACCGAGACUGAUACCUAGACUUUGGUAAGCCCGUCAGGUGAGUUUCACCCCCUUAACUCCUUGGAGUCUCUUCCCUGGAGACUGGGCACUUGG
Trichoderma virens Gv29-8 is the source of this 1040-nucleotide messenger RNA. RefSeq lists its product as uncharacterized. Bases 1 to 975 code for a protein of 324 amino acids. Lineage: Eukaryota; Fungi; Ascomycota; Sordariomycetes; Hypocreales; Hypocreaceae. The transcript is spliced from 4 exons. The record is from RefSeq and is a predicted model, not a curated record. Gene Ontology annotation, biological process: lipid metabolic process. Gene Ontology annotation, molecular function: oxidoreductase activity, acting on the CH-CH group of donors. Gene Ontology annotation, cellular component: membrane.